AUGAUGGCCGACAAAGCAGUAUCUACUGAAGACCUUUGCGGCGACCAGCAAAAGGUCAGUGUCGCCGUUAGUCUCGUUCGCUUGGAGGCUAUACUUCAAACUUUAAUAGAAAAUAAGGUAGAAGCGCUAAGAAACGAGAGCCGCAAGACUUCUAGUAUUCAUUCCAGUCAAAAGUCCAUUUUGAAGCGUUUAAGACUCACAUCGACUUCAAGCCAAAGCACUACCAAAGAAGAGAAUGAGAAGGAAAGGGGGAAGAAAACAGCACUAGUAAAUACAGAUUUGCCUGUAAAGCAUGAUCAUGUAGUGGAAGUGGAGAAAGUAGUCAGAAAGUCAGCUUUAAAGAAGGAGUCUUCCAUUUCUUCGGCUAGCACAAUUCAGCAGUGCGCAUGCAGAAUGCCCAGUUUCGAAGUAUCUUCAUUAAUUAGCGACGAUGAUAGAAACAGAGCAAUGCAGUACGACAAUAUUUAUAUGGAUGGCUGUUCAUCUCUUAAUGAGAGACCACCAAGUUGUUAUUGUAAUCCUAAGUUGGAAGGGCAAACGAUCCACUACGACGACGACUACAUUUCUCUGAAAAUCGACCCGGAUAAACCGAGUCCUAUCGAUGAUCUUUUGGCCGAAGAAGCCUUGUACAGAGCCAGAAGAAAACGCCGAAAACGAAGAAAAAAAGAAUUAAAAAAGAGAAUGGCUAUGGCACAAAACACGUGUUUUGUCGAAGGAGGAGAGUUAAAUGAAACAUUUAAACAUCUCACAGUAGAGGACUCGUCGAAGAGAGCUAAAUGGACAAUCGUAGCUACGGCCUUUUUGUUGCUAUUUAUGUGUCUGCUUUUGGUUGGUAUCACGUUGAGGAUGGCUCCUAUCAUUGACGAAAUGGUACAAUAA
Molecule: messenger RNA, 879 nt
Organism: Diabrotica balteata
Lineage: Eukaryota; Metazoa; Arthropoda; Insecta; Coleoptera; Chrysomelidae
Source: the annotation of a GenBank genome assembly